GUGACGAAGAAAUCGCCAAACAAUUAACUCUUCACGAGCGGUGAUAUAAACAAGGUCAUCCUGGCAAUGCGCUAAAUGGACACGUAGGUGCACAUAAUUAACCGUAUGAGUGCCAGAGCAGGUGAAACCGGCACUGACAGAGUUGAUGCGGUGGCUGGAGCUUUGAUUGGCUGCUUUGGCACACACCUCCCUUCUUCAUGGGGUGAUCGCCACUUGCUCUCCGUACGAAGAAGUCAUUGAUUCAGCGCACAAAAUGUUGGCUACUUGGCUGUCAAGAAGGCCACUGAUAGCGGGGCGAGCGCAGUCCACCAUUGCACACCUCAGGGGCAUUCUGGAGAGUGAACUUGCAAAUAUAAAAAGUGCUGGCACCUGGAAGACAGAGAGAAUAAUAACCUCCAAACAAGGACCACACAUCAAAGUGGAAGGAAAAGAUACAGGCAUCUUGAAUUUCUGUGCUAAUAACUACCUGGGUCUGUCCAGCCAUCCCGAGGUCAUCAAAGCUGGAGGUCAAGCAUUGGAGGAGUACGGUGCUGGUCUGAGCUCAGUGAGGUUUAUCUGUGGGACUCAAAAUAUCCACAAGAAACUUGAGGAGAAGAUUGCACAGUUCCACCAGCGUGAAGAUGCCAUAUUGUACAUCAGCUGCUUUGAUGCCAAUGCUGGAAUAUUUGAAGCCUUGCUAACGCCAGAGGAUGCAGUGCUAUCGGAUGAGCUCAACCAUGCCUCUAUCAUUGAUGGUAUUCGCUUAUGCAAAGCCAAUAAAUAUCGCUACAAACACAUGGACUUGAAUGAUCUGGAGGCCAAACUGAAAGAUGCUCAGAAACACCGACUGCGUCUCAUAGCUACUGAUGGUGUGUUUUCAAUGGAUGGAGAUAUUGCGCCUCUCAAGGAGAUUUGUGACCUGGCCAAACGCUAUAAUGCGCUAGUGUUCAUAGAUGAAUGUCAUGCCACAGGCUUUAUGGGACCAAACGGACGAGGCACUGAUGAGCUCGUAGGAGUAAUGGACCAGGUGACAAUUGUUAAUUCCACACUUGGAAAAGCAUUGGGAGGAGCAGCAGGUGGGUACACUACCGGCCCUAAGCCUCUGAUUGACCUUCUCCGGCAGCGCUCCCGGCCAUACCUAUUCUCAAACACCCUUCCACCAUCUGUUGUUGGCAGCUCUUCUAAAGCUUUGGACCUUCUAAUGGAAAGUAAUGCUAUUGCACAAUCUAUGUCUGCUAAAACAGCACGAUUCCGCACCAAGAUGACAGCUGCAGGUUUCACCAUCUCUGGUAAAGAUCACCCCAUUUGCCCCGUGAUGCUUGGAGAUGCACGACUGGCCUCACAAAUGGCUGAUGAUAUGCUCGAAAGAGGUAUUUAUGUCAUCGGGUUCAGCUACCCAGUGGUCCCUAAGGGUAAAGCUAGGAUCCGUGUGCAGAUCUCUGCUGCUCACAGUGAUGAAGACAUUGACAAUUGUGUAAAGGCGUUUACUGAGGUGGGACGAAAGCAUGGUGUGGUAUCAUGAGGAAAUGGCUGGUUCAUGUAAUCGGCGAUGGGCAAACAUUCACAAGUGCCUCUGCAAUGCCAGAGUGCUGCAUCUAUGGAGAUAACCGUCUUGAGCUUUAUUUAAUUUUUUUUUCCAAAUAACAUUGAACAUUUUAAAACAAUUGACUUUGGCGAUUGGUUUGUGGAUCUCCAUCAGUUUUGUGAAGCUAAAUCAGCCUUCCAGAAGCUGUUGGACUUCAACUCCCAUCAUCUUCAUCAGGAUUGCCUAACCAAUAUGCAAGACAUUAGAAUUACAUGAAAUGAUUUUGAAUCGAAAUUUGUCUAGAAGUAACAUGUUUGGCUUAUAUCUCAGGAUGCAAUAAAACUGUUUACCAUAUAUUGAUCCAGUAAUUAAUAAACACAGUCUGCCUUGUG
This is a messenger RNA of Spea bombifrons (plains spadefoot toad), 1896 nucleotides long. RefSeq names its product glycine C-acetyltransferase (gene GCAT). The transcript is spliced from 10 exons. Lineage: Eukaryota; Metazoa; Chordata; Amphibia; Anura; Pelobatidae. The coding region runs from base 254 to 1501 and encodes 415 amino acids. Gene Ontology annotation, molecular function: glycine C-acetyltransferase activity; pyridoxal phosphate binding. The record is from RefSeq and is a predicted model, not a curated record. Gene Ontology annotation, biological process: L-threonine catabolic process; biosynthetic process.